AUGACCGAGACCGCAGCCGCCGAAGCGGCUCCUCCAGCCGCGCCCGCCGCCCAGACCAAGGCUCCCAAGAAGAAGAAGGCGCCCGUCCGGGACAAGCUAGCCGGCACCAAGCUGGGGGAACAGAUCGACCAGAUUGUAGCGGGUUGUCCCGAUAAGAGGGGGAUGUCUGGGACCGCCAUCAAGAAGGUUCUGGCUACCAGAGGCGUCGAUGUGGUGAAGCGCAGCGCCCUGAUCAAGUUGAUCAUCAAGAGGAAACUGGAAAAAGGCUCCCUGCUUCAGACCAAGGGCGUGGGCUUCUCCGGCACCUUCAAGGCCGGGAAGGAGAAAUGUUCCGUGAAAUUGGUGAAGAAAUCGAAGAAACCAGCGCCCAAGAAGCCAGCGGCAAGAACAUCUCCCAGCAAGAAACCAGCGGCCAAGAAUUCUCCUACGAAGAAGUCUAGAGCCAAGAAAUCGGGGGCCAAGAAAACUCUCACUAAGAUACCAGCGGCUAAAAAAACGGUGGCUAAGAAACCAGCGACCAAGAAGGCCACGUCGAAGAAAGCCAAGAGCACCAACAAGGUCGCAGCCCCAAAGGCCAAGAAAUUGGUGAAACCCAAGCCGAAGCAGAAAGCAGUGAAACCCAAGAAGGCAGCGGGCAAAAAGUGAAUUAAAAAGCGUAACUUGUAAAGACCUGAACCCAACGGCUCUUCUCAGAGCCACCCACAUCUCUCGGGAAAGAGCUGAUCCCGAAUUCCUGUCCCGGGACCGGGCUCAGAUUUCGGGGGAAACCAUAAA
This is a messenger RNA of Pristis pectinata (smalltooth sawfish), 774 nucleotides long. Its product is annotated as histone H1-like. The transcript has a single exon. Bases 1 to 645 code for a protein of 214 amino acids. Lineage: Eukaryota; Metazoa; Chordata; Chondrichthyes; Rhinopristiformes; Pristidae. Gene Ontology annotation, molecular function: DNA binding; structural constituent of chromatin. Gene Ontology annotation, cellular component: nucleosome. The record is from RefSeq and is a predicted model, not a curated record. Gene Ontology annotation, biological process: nucleosome assembly.